Molecule: messenger RNA, 306 nt
Organism: Candidula unifasciata
Lineage: Eukaryota; Metazoa; Mollusca; Gastropoda; Stylommatophora; Geomitridae
Source: the annotation of a GenBank genome assembly
AUGUUUCAGAACACGGAUCAGGAGUUUCACAUUUGCAUGGACCUUGUGUGUUUUAAGCCUGAAGAAGUGAAGAUAACUUCUAACAACAAGCAGAUAUGUGUCUCAGCCAAACACGAGAAGAAGCAAGGCAAGCAUGGCUACGUGUCUCGGCAAAUGACUCGCAUGUUCUCGUUGCCACUGGAUGUUGAUCCAAAGGCUGUGACCUCUACAAUGAACAACAACGGCGUCAUGCUCAUCAGAGCAGGCAAGAAAGCAGUGGAGGCUCCCAAGGAAGUCCCAUUCCCUGUGGAAUACAAGGGCUGCUAG